Messenger RNA from Spirometra erinaceieuropaei, 8427 nucleotides. The record is from the annotation of a GenBank genome assembly. Lineage: Eukaryota; Metazoa; Platyhelminthes; Cestoda; Diphyllobothriidea; Diphyllobothriidae.
AUGAAGUCUAUUGCUCGCAGUUUUGCCUACUGGCCAAGUAUCGACGGCGACAUCGACGACCUGGUUCGACGCUGUUCUCGAUGUCAGCAAGCUGCCAAGAUGCCGUCUCGUCAACCGCCAGUACCCUGGGAACCACCAGAGAGGCCUUGGUCACGCGUGCACAUCGACUUCGCUGGCCCACUUAACGGAGUCUCCUACCUAAUCUUGGUUGACGCCUACUCGAAGCGGCCCGAGAUUGCUCCGCUGAAUCCAGCGACCGCAUCUUCCACUAUCACCUUCAUACGACGCAUAUUUAGCCAACAUGGCUUACUGGAAGACCUGGUUUCAGACAAUGCCUCUCAGUUUACUUCGUCGACAUUUGAGGAUUUCUGCCGCCAGCACAAUAUCCAACAUCUUCGUUCGCCGCCCUACCAUCCUCAGUCAAACGGUCAGGCGGAGCGAUUUGUCCACACGUUUAAGAGAGCCCUCUUGAAAGCUCGUGGGGAGGGGCCACGGACGAGAUAGUCCAGACAUUUCUGUUUUCCUACAGGACAACACCGAACCCGGCGUCCUCUGGUGGCGGUUCUCCUGCCGAAGCGUUGAUGGGCCGAAAACUGCGUACAACGUUUCAUGCCCUCGUCCCUACCGGUGCGCAGCCCGCGCAGAUUUCUCCAGUCUGUUGCAGCAAGCUCUCCAUCGGCACACCUGUCUUCGUUCGUGAUUAUCGAGCGGGUUUUCCUGGCUGCAUUGAAGCAACAGUAGUAGCGCACGGAGGCAGUAUGUUGUUUGACGUCGACGUUGGUGAUGGCAUCUGGGUUCGCCACCACAACCAGAUCCGACAGCGACACUGCAGUAACACAACUGGGCUCGAUUCGGCGCCGUCAGUCUCUCUCGACAUCCUACUGGAUACCUUCGCCAUUCCGGCAGAUCAGUCGGUUCCCGAACCCACUGCUGCGCCUUCUUCGGAUGUACCGCCUUCGGUAUCAGUCACUGCCCCUGGGUCUCCAGACAACAAACCACGACUAAGACGCCGAAACAACCGCGUGCGUCGAUCAACACGGCUGAUGCAGGUCAAACCACGCUAGAAGCGGUACUGACCUACUUGGAGGGGAGGUGUUGGGAGUGCCUACACCCCCAAAAACAAGUGCAAACCAAUCACUGAAGAUCACGUGCAUUUGCUCUCUCUCUCUACAGCGCUAGCAUCUCAAUCAGGCGCCUUCCUAUUGGCUACUCCCCUCGUCCCGAAGGUCAUUGGACCGAAUGCCGUCGAACCACGGUAGCGUGUUAUAAAUAUGCGUCACCCUUAGCUAAUCGCGACUUGCAGUGUUUUGCUAAUAACCUUUCCGUGGCCAGCCGUGGGUUCUUUGUCUGCUGCCUUGGUAUUGGGGACCAGGGUUGAGUGCAUAUACGCUCCACGGAAUUUCACGUACCAGGCGGGUCAUAACAGUUUUCUUUGUGAGUGAUGAACACAGUGUGAAUAUUAUCGACAGCUGAAAGGACUUCUUAUGGGGUCACCUAUAUCUGGCUUUCUGGAUGAGAACACAAUGUAAAAAUCAGAGGAUAUAACCUACCAUUUUUCAAUCCCAAAUUAUGGGUACGCGACGUUGAUGAUACCUUUGUCCUCGUCAAUAUGGAUCAACUGGAUACGCUGCAUAAUAUUAUCCACGGAACACUACCGGGAGUCACCUUCACGCCCGAAAAAGAAGUUGCCUGCAAACUACCAUUUCUCGAUAUCCUCGAACAGCGAAAUCCGGCGGGAUAUUCCAUACGUCGGUAUAUCGCAAAGUUAUCCCACAUUACGAAGAACACCAAACUAUCGCUCACAAACGCACUAAUUUUAACACCCUACUUAAUCGAGCAAAGACACAUCUCUCUGAGAACGAAGCGUACAAAAUGGAUCUCAGUCAUUUAUUCAACGUAUUUUCCAAAAACGGUUACUCUAAGGAUUUUGCGCGCCGAUACACGAGCCAGCAGAAAUCAAAAGAAGGAUAUGAGGACCAAGAUUGUUCUGAUCAGGCGACAAAACGAAAACCAAAAUCUGGCGAAUGCCUCCUAACAUUAAAAAUGUGCCUCAACUCGUUGAAAUACACCUGAGUAAGCACCAAAUACGACUGACGCACUGACCGACGAAUACGCUACGCAGUCAGCUUCUAUACCUUAAGGACAGGGUUGGCUAUUUGGAUAAGAAGAUGCAGUCUAUAAGGUUCCAUAUGGCACUUGUGAUGCGAUGUACUGUAGUCAGACUGGGGAAUUCGCCUCCACACGCCUGCAUGAGGACCGAACGGCAGUAAAGAGGCGGGACUAAUUACCCUAAAUCGCCAUGCAUACCCUUAAGACUGGACACAAAUUUGUUUGAGAUAAAGCACGCAUUUUCGGUUUGUGCCCAUAUAACAAAGGUCGAGAAUUUCCAGAGGCCAUUCAGUCUGAUGAUUCAUGCAUCAAGCGACGCAUAGACCUAGACGUCAUGUACACAAAUCUCAGAGGGAAAUGGAAAAGCUGAUAGCCAAUCAAAACGUGACAUGAGCUCACAGCAUUGACCCAUCCUCAGCACCGACAAAGCAUUAUCGAUUUUUCAAUAAUGUUUAGAUUUUAAACGUUUUUCACACUUUCUACACGUCUGACGAGGACCCGGGAACCAGCGUCGAGACUUGGCGAAGUAAUCUAGGUUCAAUUUUCCAAAGGACUCAUUUUUCUUCGAAUUUUGUUUCGUGGGAUGCCCAUCUUCCAUUACACACAUGUAUGCGUUGGUGGGUUGGCGCUCACCGAUUGGUCUUACGGAAGUCACUCGUGCCGUUUUACCUUACGGGAUCUCACACGUAGAUAAGGCUAAAGGAACAAAGACAAGGGAGUUUGAAACACCCGAUUUGUCUCGUUAUCCGUCACCAGCCAGUCAUAGAUCAUUGACUGUGGCACUAUACGAUUGAGUCCCUGCCCCUUGGCCUGUCGGUUGUGGUCGGGAAUAUUAAUUAUGGUAGAUGGGCGUUCACUAAUCAGUUUACCAGGUGUGCUUGUCCCGCACAGCCUUGGGGUUAAAACUAGAAUCCUCGCAGGCUGUUACAUACCGUGUAGUAAUAUGGGGUUAUGGUUCAAGCCCAAAGGCACAACGGGACGACCACGUCCUAUAGACCGAUCGGUGCACGCCCACCUACGGGAAGCCAUUGAAUCGGUGUGUGCCCAUUGCUGAGUGAAUAAAUACCCGAUCUGCAGCGACAGAGAAUGACAGGUGGCAAGGCACUAAUGAACUUCGGUUGGGUGAACUGUUUAUGACCCAUCCGGUAGACCCCAGUGGUGGACGAGCUGAGCCAUGUGUGUCUACGCGCAGGUUUGUGUUUCCGGUCCUACCUGGUGGUCAGGAUUAUGGUUUUGCUGAAUGAAGGCAAACAGGCGCGAAACAGUUCUGCAUCAUUUUGCCCUCUCCCCCCCCCUCCCAGACACUGUCAUCUCCCCUCUGCCGCCAUAGCUUAGCUGACUUCUGUCUGGUAGGUGGUUUCAUGUUCGUGACCCUUAUCACCAACACGAUGUUUCUUGGCUUCCGGAAGCUAAUGGAUCGGUGUGCACCAAUUCCUGAGUGAAUUUGCAUAUACAAUGUUAGGGUGUGCUGACCUGGGAUAGAGCGCAGUAUGUAGCACACUUCGGCGUUGGGUAUGACUGGCUGAGGACGUCUAAUAAGCCAGGAGUGGCCAUUCCAGUCUACCUUGUCUUUUUCGGUAAUCCCAUUUCGCCUACAUCAUGAGCCACUGCGUGGCUGCUGUUUGGGCUCGAGAGAUAGCACGCAAGGCACAACAAAGGAGGGAGUUCCAUAACAACGAUCUGUCAACGCCCCUCUAUCAUUGUAUAUAUGAAUAGGAUAAAGGGGUGUUAACCGAUUCUUUUUACAGACCUCACUCCACCCGUUCUGCCUCAGGACUCUCUCUCUCUCCAGCCCAACCAGCAGACGCACAGCAUCGCAUAAUAUAGGCAGAAUAUCAUUACCGACAAAGACAAUGGAAAUUGGAAUUGCCAUUUCUGGCUUAUUACCCGUUGUCAGCCAGUCACACCCACCCCGAAUUGCGAAACACCUGGAACUCGACUCCUAUGUUUUGGGCGUGCGCUCAUUGAGCACGUUACGGACAUUCUCGUCCUGCUGUGCUCUGGGACUCAAUCUAGAGCUCCAUGGGCAGUCGCACCGCGACUAGAAGGGAAUUACCAACAAAGGCCAGACUGAAAUUGCCAUUUACGGCAUAUUGCCCGUCGUUAUCUAGUUUUAUCCAGAUUUAGUUUUUGCGGCAUGCUAUUUUGCCGAAUUCUGUGGUGCAUGCCAAUACGAUGUCUGAGUGUGCUUGUACAGGCGGGCGACUGACGGAUGUGAAGUAAUUGCCUAGAGUUUCACCAGUACGUGCCGCCAUCCGGCCGGUUCUUUCACAGUGCACACGCCAUUGUUGCGGAAUUCAUUAAAAUCAAUAGGAUUGGGCCGACAAUGCAAACCUGAUGGUCUUAAUAUUGGUCCAUUGUCUCUCACGUGUCUCAUCCUGCGAACUUAAAGCCAUCUGAUGUUCUGCGUGAAAAACCGGUACCAACUGGUUUCGUUUAUGCAUUCUGCUGGCCAUCUACAUUUUGGACAUUGGGAGACAUGGCAUUUGCCGCGAAAGCCGAAAAUAGGAAAUGGCUUUUACUACUUAACCUUCUUCCCUAAGUCGCCUGUCACCGGAUAUCAUACUAGUAAUAAAACGGUUUUCAAAUCAUCUUCACUGAAUUUCUGAGGGAAUUUCCGAUCUAGAUAUUAAUGCAACAUAUAAAAGGGAGGUAAGGUGAACUGUCCGUAAAAGAACCAUGAUGUUCCAGCGACUGUGAUAGGUUUGAUGAUUUUCCUCGGAGUUGAACGUCUGUGAAAGGUUUGGCACCUCCACAUCAGGCACAAAUUGUUCUUGAUGCAGCCAAAAUAAUCUCGUGACUUAGUUUUUGAUGUAUGGUCAAUCAUAUUUGAAGUGCUUUUAUGUAAUUCAGAUAAAUGGACGAAAGGAAGUUUGCGAUACCCACAAUGGUUAUCAAUCCUGAUAUGAGAAAUUAUCCUGAUGGUCUGCAUCAUUUUAUGCUAUUUUUCGCAUUUAAAUUAAAUUUCCGACCGCUAAUUACUGCGAAUGCGUGAUUACGUGAAAACAGCGUUACUGUAAAAAAAAUCCUGUGGGGAAGGCUGACGUUCAUUCCAUAGUAGCUUAUGAGACUUAUCCUGGUGGAAAUUCAUAAUUAUCCAUUCGCUUACCUUAGUUAUUUCCUUUGAUCUGAUAUAAACUUGUUGUAAAAACGUAGGAGCCAAUCCCGGGCAUGGCUACGGAAGACGUUGCCUGAGUGAACAACGAGGUCUUCCUGUUUUCCCUCGUAACGUGCGACGGUGGAUUCUCUGAACUGCAUGUUUGCGUUGUCAUUUUCUCCGUUUGAGAACCCCCGUUUCUCCUCACCUCCCACUUCCGUCCCCAAAUAAACCCUUCUCGUUAAGAGACCUUAUUAUUUGGUACGGUGCGUUCUUCCGUUUGCUAACUACAGAACCGGAUUACAAAUGAUAAAUUUGUUCCGAGUUGGAGAAGAUUCGAUGACAGACCCUGGAAGUAGUUCACUCUCUCUUACCCAUUCCUGCGUCGGGAGUACCUAGAGCGUCACCAAACGCCGAAUUGUGUUUUAAUCUAUCGGCCUUAAGGUCAGAUGCGGGUAUAAAGUUGCGCGAAAUUAUGAAGUGCCGAGAAGUCACCAAAUUACACGAUAUCGACAAACCAGCAAUAUGAUCGAGGAAAUUGGUAAAUCCCAAAUUGUAAUCAACUGUAACCACCUGCAGACAUGGAAAUUCCGGAUGAAAAUGACCCGGAUAUUUUCGACCCGGAAUGCGACCCUAACAAUCCACGCGCCAUUAAUUUCCAUCUAGUUCUGGAAGCUGCCGAACGCAUAAAGGGGAGUGUACAGCCGACAACCUGUGCAGUAUGACAACUUAACCAAUACGCUAUUUUUAGCGAUCGCGUCUUUCAGCUAAGUACGGCAUGGAAUUGUACUUCAAAAAGGAGUUCGAGCAUUUAACCGGCAGUUUCAAGGAACGUGGAGCAUGUAACACGCUCAGUGCAUUCACGGCUGUAAGUGCCUUUUAUUCGUAUCUCUACUUUUCACUCUCUGUUUGACUUCCGUGAAUAAUUUGCUGCAGAUAAACCACAUUCAUUUGGUUUACUCAGUCAUAAUUAAUAAAUUUGCACUGCUUGCUCAUCGAAGACGACGGCAAAUGCGGCUUGUGCAUGCGUUGCUUUGUGCUGCAUACACAGCAAUCCUCUGACAGCUUUCGCCGGACGGCAUACCCGGUAGAAAACAUUCCAAGUAUACAAUGGGAAUGUGUUUAUUGAAAGAUAUAUAUGUAACGAAAAUACUCAUUUUGUGAAAAUAUUGCUGUGGAAUUUUUAAUUUUAACACCUAGGUAUAGCCGCUUGUCACUUAAAUCUUAUCUGCACUACCUUUAUGCCUUUUGUGGUAGCGAAGUUGUAAGCCCAAUAGAUCAAUUAAUUCAUAAUAAUUUCGGAUGUACUUGUGAUCAUUGUCGAAUUAUGUAAACCUACUCAGGAGUACAAAUUUUCACCCGGCCAUCCUAUACGGUAGGACUCACUUUCAUUCUCGUCUUCUGAGGCCUAGCCUACCGCUUUUGGUUAUUUUGUACCCAUCAGUUAUUUUUUCAUUUUAUGUCCAUUUGCGUAGGAACAAAAACGCAUAGGAGCUAUUUCCGCCAGCACAGGGAACCAUUCAUCCGCGAUGGCUUUACAUGCACAAAAAUUAGGCAUACCUGUGACGGUUGUCAUGCCCACUAUAGCGCCACUUCCAAAAAUCAACAACUGUCUCGCUUUUGGUGCAAGAAUCAUCUUGAAAGGAAAAACCAUAAGUGAAGUGAGUCUUUAGAUUUCUUCUUCAUGUGCGUUCUCUCAAUUGUAGGCUAUGACAAUCCACCAUCACACAUAUAUGCUCCGUUUAUUCAUCGCCAAACUCAGAUGACGUUUAUGAUAUUUUAGGCCCGCCGAGUUGCUUUGAAACUCGCGCAUCAACACGGCUACACUUACAUUAAUGGGUAUGUCAGCUUAGAUGUUAUUGUCUACACAUGCUUAAAAAUUUUUAUGUUGGAAAAAGAUAAUUCGCAACAUAUUUUGGAUGAAACGAAGAUCUUUAUUAAUUUAUUUGUUACCUAGGUACGACCAUCCGUAUAUUCUCGCUGGACAGGGCACGAUCGGUUUGGAAAUCCUCCAGCAGGUUCCAGAUGUGGACGCUAUUAUUGUUCCCGUUGGUGGCGCCGGUCUCAUUGCUGGCAUUGCGUGUGCAGUAAAAAAACUAAAGCCCAGUGUCAAGGUUUAUGUAUGUGGCUCCUUGUAUUCAAGCACGAUCAGCAACACCAUUAUUCGGGAUAUUUUACCUUACUCUGCAUUUUAUUCAGGGUGUUGAGUCCGAGAAAUGUCCUUCCUUCUCCAGAGCUUGGGCUGCCGGAAAACCUGUUUACACUCCUUGCGACAGCACGCUAGCAGAUGGUGGGAUGCCUUUGUAUUUUACUAGUUACUUCUUUAGGUCUGCUUGUGCCUACUGUCGGUGUCAAUGCACUGGAAACAUUGAAACCCUUGUUGGAUAAAAUUGUGGCAAUUGACGAGAGUUUUGUCAUGCGAGCUAUUCUUGAAUUGCUGGAAAUGGAAAAAUCAGUUGUCGAGGGUGCUGGAGCUAUUGGUUUUGGUGCCAUAAUUGCAAACACCUUCCCUGAGCUGAAAGGGAAAAAGUGAGUACAUUCUUAUUUAUUGGUUGAAAUGUGAAGACGCUAGUGGUUUCGCGCUAUCGGACAUUUGCCCCUUAUUUCUUUUAGAGUGGUGUGCGUUUUGUGUGGUGGCAAUAUUGACUCGGUUAUUCUUGGCAAAGUCAUUGACAGAGCCCUUGCUGUCGAAAGCCGUUUGGUCCGCUUUAAAGUAAGCAUAACGGACAAGGUUGGUGGUUUAGCAGCCCUCUGUAAUAUGCUUCGGGAUCUGGGAGUUUGGUAAGUCAAUAAUUUGGUUGUUUUUUCUUUUGAUUUAUUAACUAACCCUCAAUGCUCGUCCGAUUGAAUUGGUUAAUUUCAUGCACAGUGUAGAGGACAAUCAGUGUGUUGUCCCCUUUUUUGCACAUACCAGGAUUUUUUUAGGGGUUCUGUAAACUCUCCAACUGGUCCCUUAUACAUGAAAUGCUUAUAAAUCAACUUGCAAUCUAAAAAUGCCACUCAACAUUAUUGGCCAUUAUUUAGUUAUUAAUUUUCCCGUGUAUCUUGUCUUUUUUAGCAUACGCGAAGUCUAUCACGACCGCUGUUUCCUGAAAUCCGAUGUUUUCAAAACACAAGUGAAGUGUAUCGUAGAGACUCGUGAUGAGACCCAUGCAAAGCAACUUCAUGAUGCCCUUGUUCAAACUUACGAGGAAGUGAAAUGGAAGUCUCCAGAUGUUUGA